UGCAGAGUUCCUUGGCAGAGCAGAGCAAGUCACACUGGACUGGUGUGGAGAAAUUUUCACUUUGCAAAAGUUUGAGCUCACUGAACUUUUGACUGAGAUUCUUCAAGAAACUUCAACUUUUCACUUCAGCUCGUCACCAAUUCUAAGUCGCUUGAAUGUAUAACAUGAUGGAAACCGAGAUAAAAAGCCCCCUUCCGCAGUCCAACACGGGCUCGGGCGGUAAAAACAACAGUGCCAACGACCAGGACCGAGUGAAGCGGCCUAUGAAUGCUUUCAUGGUGUGGUCUCGCGGUCAGCGGAGGAAGAUGGCACAAGAGAAUCCUAAGAUGCACAACUCUGAGAUCAGCAAGCGUCUCGGUGCCGACUGGAAACUUUUGACUGAUGCCGAGAAGAGACCCUUCAUUGAUGAGGCCAAGCGGUUACGAGCCAUGCACAUGAAGGAGCAUCCGGAUUACAAAUACCGGCCCCGCAGGAAGACCAAGACCUUGUUGAAGAAAGACAAGUACUCCUUGCCUGGUGGACUCUUGGCGCCAGGUGCCAAUGCUGUCAACAACGCCGUCUCGAUGGGGCAGCGGAUGGAAUACACGCACAUGAACGGCUGGACGAACAGCGCGUACUCUCUCAUGCAGGACCAGCUGGCCUACCCCCAACACCCCAGUAUGAACAGCCCCCAGAUUCAGCAGAUGCACAGGUACGACAUGGCUGGACUUCAGUACCCGAUGAUGUCUUCGGCCCAGACCUACAUGAACGCUGCAUCGACGUACAGCAUGUCACCAGCAUUCACGCAGCAAACUUCCAGUGCAAUGGGUUUGGGCUCCAUGGCGUCGGUGUGCAAGACAGAACCAAGCUCUCCUCCUCCGGCCAUAACCUCUCACUCUCAGCGUGCUUGUUUGGGAGACCUGAGGGAUAUGAUAAGCAUGUACUUGCCUCCCGGGGGAGACAGCGCCGACCACUCCACUCUACAGAGCAGUCGGUUACACAGCGUUCACCCGCACUAUCAAAGCGCAGGGACCGGCGUGAACGGAACACUACCCUUAACCCACAUUUGAAAGACUCUGAGAGAAAAAAGACUUAGAACUUCGGAUGCUUGAACAUUUUGAUUUGCAAAAAAGAAGCGAAGUUCAAUUUUGUUUAAAAAAAAAAAAAAAAGACACUAUUUUUCAUCUCAAUGAGUUUUCCGUUUUAAAGCAAAUUAUGACGACAUAUCGGAGACUUGAGUGUUGCGCCCAACAAAACAAAUUGUAUUGCAGAUGAGCUUUUUAUCAUAAGCCGUAUGGCAAUCAACUUCUGUAGAAGAAUAUUGGACUUCUGACUUAUUUGCCGUCAAGAGUUUGUCUCUAUGAAAGAAGGCACGUGGCUUCGUGAAGAUGCUGUAUUUCAAAUACAAAAAUGAAAGAUAAAAUUGAGUAUGUUCACUCAUAAAUGUUUACACUUAUUUUUAGAAUGUCAGUUUUGUUGGCUGUGUCCAAAUCUGUGUAGUCUUUUUGUUCUUCGUUUAUGAACUAGGUUUUAUUGAAAUGAAAGACUGUGCUGUUCGCAAGCGCAAAGUUUUUUUUUAUUUAUAGUAAGUUUUUUUUAAAGCUUGUGAACCUCUGUAAGUCUUGUUGAAAUGCUCCACUUGUUUUGUGAAUCUACUUUUAUGUGAUGUUAUGGCAGUAUCAGGUUAACCCAUGAUGUGGGACGGAGAGUUUUAUUUAAACUGACGUUUCUACUGAAGAACACCCUAAUCCCAAACGAAUAAAUUUGUUUUACUGAAA
This is a messenger RNA of Xyrauchen texanus (razorback sucker), 1757 nucleotides long. Its product is annotated as transcription factor Sox-3. The transcript has a single exon. Lineage: Eukaryota; Metazoa; Chordata; Actinopteri; Cypriniformes; Catostomidae. Gene Ontology annotation, molecular function: RNA polymerase II cis-regulatory region sequence-specific DNA binding; DNA-binding transcription factor activity, RNA polymerase II-specific. Bases 156 to 1049 code for a protein of 297 amino acids. Gene Ontology annotation, biological process: anatomical structure morphogenesis; cell differentiation; regulation of DNA-templated transcription. The record is from RefSeq and is a predicted model, not a curated record.